CUGCUCAUUCGUUCCUUUCUGAUAGGUUUCUUCUCCGUGGACCUUUUCCUCUGCUCUUCUUGCUUUGCUUCGUCUCUCAUCUUCGUACUUGCACUCGCUCUCUCUCUGAUCCAAACCACUCUAAAGGCUUUCAUGUCCGAUCGUGUGCUUGCUCAACUCACUUUCCCACUUGCGUUGGUUUUGAUCUCUGCCGUAUAACUGCUGGCUGAAUCUAGAUGGGUUUGACCCGGAUAUAGAUUCAGUGCGCGAGAGUUGGAUCUUAUGCAUGUUGUUGAUAGUGCUGCUUUAGAUCUUGCUGGUAUCCUGUUUCGGAAUUGAUCAUGGGGAACACUUGUGUUGGACCCAACAUUUCCAGGAAUGGCUUCUUCCAAUCAGUCUCUGCUGCAAUGUGGCGGACCCCUUUGCCGGAUGACAACUCUGUUCAUACAAAUGGAGAAACUGUCAAUGAGCCCGGAGAACCCCAGUCACCUCUUCCUGUUCAAGACAAGCCGCCGGAACAGGUCACCAUACCAAAACCUGAAACUGAGCCAAAGCAACCCUCCAGGCCCAAGAAGCCGCCGCAGAUGAAGAGGGUCCCUAGUGCAGGGCUUCGUGCCGGGUCAGUGUUGCAAACAAGGACCGGCAAAUUAAAGGAGUUCUAUAGUUUGGGGAGGAAAUUAGGACAGGGGCAGUUCGGAGUGACGACUCUGUGCGUGGAGAAGGCCACUGGGAAAGAGUAUGCGUGCAAGUCGAUUGCAAAAAGGAAGUUGAUCACUGAGGAUGAUGUGGAGGAUGUGAGGAGGGAAAUUCAGAUAAUGCAUCAUCUGGCAGGCCACCCUAAUGUUAUAUCCAUAAAGGGUGCUUAUGAGGAUGCUAUUGCAGUUCAUGUUGUUAUGGAAUUAUGUGCAGGAGGUGAGCUCUUCGAUAGGAUUAUUCAGCGCGGCCAUUAUACAGAAAGAAAGGCAGCUGAGCUCACUAGGACUAUAGUCGGAGUUGUGGAAGCUUGCCAUUCACUAGGAGUUAUGCAUCGAGACCUUAAGCCUGAGAAUUUUCUAUUUGUCAGUCAGGAGGAGGAUGCACUUCUUAAAACUAUUGAUUUUGGAUUAUCUAUUUUCUUUAAGCCAGGAGAAAAGUUCAGUGAUGUGGUUGGAAGCCCAUAUUAUGUUGCUCCAGAAGUCUUACGAAAGCGUUAUGGUCCAGAGGCAGAUGUUUGGAGCGCGGGAGUGAUUCUUUAUAUUUUGUUAAGUGGGGUGCCUCCAUUUUGGGCCGAAACGGAGCAAGGAAUAUUUGAACAGGUCUUGCACGGUGAGCUAGACUUUACAUCAGAUCCCUGGCCAAGUAUCUCUGAUGGUGCCAAAGAUUUAGUAAGAAGAAUGCUUGUCCGAGACCCUAGAAAGCGGCUGACUGCACAUGAAGUUUUGUGCCACCCAUGGGUGCAAGUUGAUGGUGUUGCUCCUGAUAAAGCUCUUGAUUCUGCAGUAUUAAGUCGCUUAAAGCAGUUUUCAGCUAUGAACAAGCUGAAGAAAAUGGCUAUCAUGGUUAUUGCUGAGAGCUUAUCUGAAGAAGAAAUAGCUGGCCUGAAAGAAAUGUUCAAGAUGAUAGACACUGACAACAGUGGCCAAAUUACUUUUGAAGAACUUAAGGCUGGACUGAAAAAAUUUGGUGCUACUCUCAAGGAGUCAGAAAUUUAUGAUCUGAUGCAGGCAGCAGAUGUAGAUAAUAGCGGAACCAUUGAUUAUGGGGAAUUUGUUGCUGCAACAUUGCAUCUAAACAAAAUAGAGAAAGAAGAUCAUCUGUUUGCAGCUUUCUCCUACUUUGAUAAGGAUGGGAGUGGCUACAUUACUCAAGAUGAGCUUCAACUAGCUUGUGAGGAGUUUGGCGUAGAGGAUGUUCGCCUCGAAGAAAUGAUAAGUGAAGUCGAUCAGGAUAAUGAUGGGCGCAUAGAUUACAAUGAGUUUGUGGCUAUGAUGCAAAAAGGAAAUUUUGUUGGCCCGGGCAAGAAGGGACUGCAAAGUAGCUUCAGUAUUAAAUUCAGAUAAGCUCGGAAUUGAGUUUCAUAUAUAGCAAAAGGGUUUUCAACUUACUUUCUCAUUGUUUUGAGUUUUUAAGAUUGCAUAGAAUGGUACUUAAUUACUCAUCCAAUUUGCAGUAAAGCAAUUUCAGUCAUGAUGUCUGAAUUUAUUUAAUUCCAUGGUGAAAGGAUAUUGCAGCUGAAACAAAAGCGCCCUUUCUGUGUUGUAUACAGUGAGAAAGAAAGUUUUGAUGUACUAUUAUAUUGUAUUACAAUUUCUUAAUUCUAUAUCAAUGAUCAGUAUAUCCAUAAUGAUUGUACCUUAAA
Messenger RNA from Argentina anserina (silverweed cinquefoil), 2317 nucleotides. RefSeq names its product calcium-dependent protein kinase 1-like. Gene Ontology annotation, molecular function: calcium-dependent protein serine/threonine kinase activity; ATP binding; calmodulin binding. The coding region runs from base 321 to 2018 and encodes 565 amino acids. Gene Ontology annotation, biological process: intracellular signal transduction; protein autophosphorylation; peptidyl-serine phosphorylation. The record is from RefSeq and is a predicted model, not a curated record. Gene Ontology annotation, cellular component: cytoplasm; nucleus. Lineage: Eukaryota; Viridiplantae; Streptophyta; Magnoliopsida; Rosales; Rosaceae. The transcript has 8 exons.